AGAUGAAUGAAAGGUGUGUGUAGUUUUUGAGCAGUUUUUGAGACAUGAUAUUGAGUAAAGAUUAUUUUCCUAUUGACAUUUGUAGAAAACUGAGUGCAGAAGAGAGAGUGAAGUGGGAUGCAGGGCGUGGUGGCAGCAGCAGCAGCAGCAUCAGCAUCAGCAGAGCGGAGGACAGGCGGUGAGACUGGUCAAAGCCGCAUCUUGGUGAAGUGAAGUGACGACCUAUCUUCCCUGCACCGUGCACCAUACCCCGGCACCAUGAAGCGAGGAGGGGAAAGAGACCUCUCCCCGUCCAGCAAGAGGUCGAGGUCGAGCGUGGGUCGGUAUGAGGACAGUAGCGAGGACGAGGGGCGCAGGAGCAGCCGCGGCGGCAGUCCGGGCCGCCGUUACGAUCUGCACCGGGAUGACUUCGGGCGGCCUUCUCGUGGACCACCGCCCCCCGCCUACAAAGUGCUGUGUGUGUCCAACCUGCACGCCAAAGCCAGUGACGAGAUGGUGCGCGAGGCGCUGUACCGUGAGUUCAAGAGGUUCGGAGACGUGAAUGUGAAGGUGUCCCUCGGUGCGGACGAGCGGCUCGCUUAUGUGUACUUUAGGAGCGGUGAGGAAGCCCGCGAGGCCAAGCACAGUAAGCCCAGGAUUCUGUUCUAUGACCGCCCCGUGGUGGUGGAGCCCGUUUAUGAAGCCGCCAGGGACUACGGCCCCCCGAGGGGUCGCUCCCGCAGCCCCCCUGACUAUGACCGCAGUUAUCGGCCCAGGAGUCCCCCGGGGCCCGAGCUGGAGGACCGCUACGAGGCGCGGUUUGACAGGCGCCGCCCACCGCCGCUGCCUCACAGUGAUUACUAUGCCGAGGCGCCGCUGCGGCAGGACGAGUACAGCUACAGGCAGCAUCGUGGGCGUGGCAGCCUGCACAGCCACUACGGUCCUCUCAUCCGGGGAGGCUUCAAACACAGCUUUGGAAGUAGGGGCGGGGGCGGCGGUGGCAGUGGAGGAGCCAUGGUAGACAGUAAGCGGGAUAAAUUCCCGAACUACCUUCAUCACGUGCCACCUGAGGAGGACCCCCUGGCCACUCGCACACUCUUUGCUGGCAACCUAGAAAUCAACAUUAGUGAGGAUGAGCUACGACGGAUCUUUGGCCGCUAUGGAGUGGUGGACGACAUAGACAUUAAGAGACCUCCGCCGGGCACAGGGAAUGCCUAUGCCUUUGUGCGGUUUCAGAACUUGGACAUGGCGCACCGUGCUAAAAUUGAGUUGUCUGGACAGUACAUUGGCAAGUUUCAGUGCAAGAUUGGCUAUGGGAAAGUGAUGCCCACCACCAGGGUGUGGGUGGGUGGCCUGGGACCCUGGACAUCUGUGACACAACUGACUCAGGAGUUUGAUCGGUUUGGUGCUAUUAAGAAAAUAGAAUAUGUGAAGGGAGAGAGCCAUGCCUACAUCCUAUAUGAGAGUCUUGACGCAGCACAGGCAGCAGUGAAGGAAAUGAGAGGCUCACCCUUGGGAGGACCUGACAAGAGGUUGAGGACGGACUUUGCUGAGGUCAACCCGCCACCACCCGGCUCCUUCCCAGCUGGGUUUAAGAAAGAAUUUGAAGGAGAAUACAGAGAAGAGUGGGCCACAGGACGGGGUGGGGGCUAUGAAGAGUACAGCAGUGACUACGGGGCAGGAUAUGGGCGGGGAAGGGGACGUGGCCGAGGUUGGCAUGAGCGAGGCCGUGGCAGCCACCGUGGAGGGUACCAUGGGGACUACCAGAGAGGAGACUACAGGGACUAUGACGGCACCCCAGAAGGAGACCAUGCAAACAGGAGCCCUGAAGCAGGUGACGGAACUAGCGACAACGGCCUGGGCAGUGCCAGGACGCUGGCAGACGUGGCCCGGAAAACAACCACAUCUUGGCAGGGCUCCUUGAUAUUGAAGAACUCUUCAUUUGGCACAAAGAUGCAUCUAAUCGAGGGUGACAGUGAGGUGGCCGAGAUGAUGCAGGACGACGAAGGGCGACCGCUGCUGCGCAUCACGCAGCGGCUGCGGCUGGACCAGUCACGCCUGGAUGAUGUGAACAGAAGGAUAAGUGCCCCGUCAACUGCUACCAUCCUCUUAUCCCUGCCAAGCACAACAGCUCCUCAGGCUCCGGAAGAAGCUGCAGUUCAGACUCGUCCCUUGAGAAACUUGGUCGCCUACUUGAAGCAGAAAGAGGCAGCUGGUGUUAUAACUCUUAACUCUAGCAAUAAGGAAUCAAACAUGCAGGGUGUGUUGUAUGCCUUUCCUCCUUGUUCCUUCUCUCUGGACUUGCUGCACCGUGUGUCUCCCGGCCUGACGGAGGAGACCACCAGAGAUGACCACCUGGUGAUUGUCAUUGUGCGAGGGGCAGCUGCAUGAGUCUCCGUUCAAGGGUCAAGUGUAUCUUAAGUGUUGCAUUCAAGUAUUUAAUGUAUAAGUGAAUUUAGAAUUGAACAAAUGCUAACAGACUUGUAAUAAUUGUAUUGAUUUUAUUUAAUCUUCAGUAGUGCUUAUUAUGAUUGUGACCUUCAUUUAUUGUGGAGAGUGUAUGAAUUGGUGGAUCUGGGAAAGGAAUGCCAUACAUUUGAUAACUUCUUGUGAAAAGAAAAGAACAAAUGUUUCAGUUGACAAUCUUGUGUUUGUGCUUCUGUGUAGUGCUAUUUUCUUAAUACAGUGAAAUGGUAUUAUCUUUCAGUGUUUAAUUGUGCAUGUGAACCUCUGUUGCAGUGUGGUGAAUAUUAGUGAUAGUGAUUCAAGUGAGUGCUGUGAAUAAGCUCAAGCUUUUUUUUUCAGUUUUGUGAAGUGCUUGUAGUGAAGUGACCCUUCAAAAGUUGUGAUAGUGGUGGUGGUGGUGGAUAAGCAUCAUGCUUUAUUGCAGUCAUGGUUUAACAGUGCUUACAGUGUACCUAAAGAAAAGCUUCCUCAAUCCAGUGUGUAGUGCUUUAGGAAGUGGUCACCAGGUCUUUGUUCUCAAAUCAUUGAGCCCUACAGUGGUACAGGUGCCGUGCUUCUUGCAGUGCAGUGGAUGAAACGCAACAAUCGGCUCAAUAAAGCUUCAACUGUCUCAUUAGUAUUGGUGAAGUGCAGUGAAUUUGAUUUUGUGAUCAACUUCAUUUUGGGGAAAAUGAAAAAAAAAUAAAGUGGAUAAAUCUGUGAAUUGGGUGGUGGGUGUGAGUGAGUGAGUGGAGUGGAGUAAAGUGGAAGUGGAGUGGAGUGGAGUGGAGUGGCUGUUCUUGGGUAAGUUCAAAAUCUGAAAUAAUUCUGGUCUUCGUGAAAAACAAAAAGUGGGUGAUGUGGCGUCCAAGGUGUGAAAAGUACACAGGAUGGUGAAGGUGCAUUGUGGGGAAGAACCAAUUGUUUUACAAAGUAAAACAGUUCAUCAAGGGGUGGCAUUGGUCUGGGGAAGUGCUGGAAAAUUAAGUGGAUCAUGAAGAAACUGAACAGAAUUAGUUAUCAUGGUGUUGAAGUGGCUGGUCAGGGUGGCCAUUACUGAAAUACCUUUUUGUCUCAAUAAGAGACAUUUCUUUAUCAAGAAGUGAAGUGAGGUAACAAAAAAAAGUUUAAUGAACCAUCAAUUAGUGCUUCUUUCAUAUACAACAAUCUGGAAGUGGAGUUUUGCUUUGAAAAUAUGAUUUAAACCAAAAAAUAUUCACCACAUUGAUAUUACAAAAAGUUAUAAACUGUGUUCCCAGUGAUUAUAGUGUUUUUAUAAUUAUUUGUUAUACUAGUGUUUAAUAGCACUACAUGAAAAUAGGUGGUGAAAGCAGCUUGCAGUGAAUGAAGUGUUUGUGCAGGUGUUGGUAAGAAAGUGGUGGUGUGCCCAAGCAGUGCAUUGAAAGUGCCAGUGUAGGAUUCCAGUGCUGCAUUCACUCACUCUGCAGUGAGAGCGCAGUACAGUUCAGUGCCAGUGAAGUGAGCUAUUGUGAUUGUGGUGUGUGAACAGUGAUGCAUGUAGUGUGUGAACAGUGAAGCAGUGCAGUGAACAGUGAAAGUGCAGUGACAGUGACAGUGCUAUUAGAAAGUGAAGUUAGUGAACAUUUGAACUGUGUGGCAGUGCAGUGAACUUAUUAUCAUUAUUAUUAUUAAAACUUGCUUCAAAGGGAAUUGAUGCCUUCAAAUUUUCAAGUAAUUGUUUCUCAGAGAUCUUGACAGAUAAAAUUAUAGUACAUAACACCUUUUCUUUUUCUAUGAAUCAGCUUCUUGAAAUCUUUAUAUGACAUGAAUAAAUUAUGAAUCUCUUGUCAAAA
Portunus trituberculatus (swimming crab) is the source of this 4238-nucleotide messenger RNA. RefSeq names its product RNA-binding protein spenito-like (gene nito). Gene Ontology annotation, molecular function: mRNA binding. The record is from RefSeq and is a predicted model, not a curated record. Gene Ontology annotation, cellular component: nucleus. Lineage: Eukaryota; Metazoa; Arthropoda; Malacostraca; Decapoda; Portunidae. Gene Ontology annotation, biological process: regulation of alternative mRNA splicing, via spliceosome.